AUGGCUGAAGCAGUGAGUAGUACAGUUAGUACAGUUCAAUACCAACUUGUCACACCUGAGCCUUUCAAUUUCAGGGAACCUUCUGAAUGGCCUAGAUGGAUAAGAAAAUUUGAAAGGUUUAGAUUAGCUUCAGGAUUAGACAGUAAGAGUGGGGAAAAUCAAGUUAAUAUGCUUUUAUACUGUCUAGGAGAUGAAGGAGAAGACCUUCUAACAUCUUUCGGAUUAAAAGAUGAAGAAUUACAGAGUUAUGACACUGUCAAGGGUAGAUUUGAGUCUUACCUAGGUUUCAAAAUCAAUAUUGUAUAUGAGAGAGCUAAAUUUCUAAAAAGACGUCAGUCUGAGGGGGAACCUGUUGAUUCUUUUAUAAAUAGUUUACACAAACUGGCAGAGCGAUGUAAACUUGGGGAAUUAAAAGAUGAACUAAUUAGAGAUUUGAUAGUAAUUGGGGUAAAUGAUGAUAAACUUUCUCAAAAUUUACAGUUGGAUGAAAAAUUAACCUUAAGUACAGCAAUUUUGAAAGCAAGACAAGCAGAGAGUUUAAAACAACAACAAAAAGUAGUGAGGGAAUCACCAGAAAUUGAGUUUGUCAAUAAGGGGAUUAAGCAAUCCACUAAACAUCGGUUUAGGGACAGUUCUUGCAAUAAAAGUCAAGAUCAAAGCUUUUCAAUGAAAGGUAAAUGUAACAAAUGUGGAUUCGUUGGGCAUCACAAUAACAAUGAUUGUCCUGCCAAUCAGUCUACAUGUUUCAGAUGUGGAAUAAAGGGACACUAUGUGAGAUGUUGUACCAAAGGAUUUGAAGUGAGAGAAAUUAAUAACAGUAAUGAACCAUUAGAAAAACCUAAAACCUAUUUAGGGGAAUUGACCAUAGAAGAGGUUGGAGGACAAAAUCCUUGUAAAGUAAAACUUAAUGUUAAGGGGCAUGAUAUUUAUUUUAAGUUAGACACUGGAGCAGAUGUUUCUAUAAUUGGAUAUGAUCUUUGCAAGGAGUUAAAACUGGAAACCAAUCACCUAUGCAUCGAGAUCUUUAUCACCGACAGAGAUGCGUUAUGCUCAGAUAGAAAAGGAGGCACUGGCACUGACUUGGGCAUGUGA
Molecule: messenger RNA, 1092 nt
Organism: Macrosteles quadrilineatus (aster leafhopper)
Lineage: Eukaryota; Metazoa; Arthropoda; Insecta; Hemiptera; Cicadellidae
Exons: 1
Coding region: 1-1092 (363 amino acids)
Molecular function (GO): nucleic acid binding; zinc ion binding
Source: RefSeq, a predicted model, not a curated record